AAACUUGCUAAAAAAAAAAACCCUUUCAUAAAUUAUAUAUAUAUCGCAAAAAACUUAUCUCAUAUAUAUAUAUAUAUAUUGCCAAAAAAAUAAAAUAAAAUAAAAAAUUAAUUAAAAUUAAGACUGAGACACCAAAGCAUUAAGUUAAAUACAGGGGUAUUUCCGUCCUUAAACCAGAAACCGUGGGCAACUCAAAUCUCCCAGCCCAGUCUCCACCUCUUGCAGGAUUGCCGCCGCUUAUAAGUUAAAACCCGACCGCCUGCAAUACUUUCCCCAUGUCUUCCUCUCUAAGAUAUAUAUAUAUAUAUUUAACGAAACCCUAAUUCUUUUAUUCUUUUUCAUUCGGCAAAGGCGAUCUCUCACAUCUCUCCAUCUUCUAUCUCUCUCUCCAGAUCUGGUUUCAUGUUUACAGAGGACUCAACACCAUCGAUCGCGAGGUCGAUCGAAGUACGCUCAGUUUGGUCGAACAAUCUCGAUUUCGAGUUUGGAUUGAUCCGAAAGAUGAUCGAUCGGUACCCCUUCGUCUCCAUGGACACCGAGUUCCCCGGUGUCGUCGUCCGUCCCUCCUCCAGAAUCGAAUACUUCCGGCACCGGAACCCUACCGCCCAUUACUUCAUACUCAAAGCGAACGUUGAUCUGUUGAAUCUAAUUCAGGUCGGUCUCACUCUGACCGACGCAGAUGGUAAUCUCCCCGAUCUCGGGACUGACAAUCGUUAUAUUUGGGAAUUCAACUUCAGAGACUUCGAUGUCUCUAGUGACUUUCACGAUUCCGACUCGAUCGAGUUACUGAGGCAACAGGGGAUCGAUUUCGACAAGAACCGAGAGUUAGGGAUCGAUGCAGUGAAAUUUGCCGAAUUGAUGAUGUCGUCGGGGCUCGUGUGCAAUGAAUCGGUGACUUGGGUGACGUUUCACAGUGCGUACGAUUUCGGGUAUCUCGUGAAGGCACUGACUGGGAGGUCUUUGCCGGAUGAGUUACCGGAGUUUCUGAGCCUGCUCAAUGUGUUCUUUGGGUCAAGGUUUUAUGAUGUGAAACAUCUAAUGAGGUAUUGUGAGAGCCUCUUUGGUGGGCUGGACAAGAUUGCUAGGACUCUUGAUGUAGACCGGGCGGUUGGGAAGUGCCAUCAGGCCGGUUCAGAUAGCUUAUUGACAUGGCUUGCGUUUAAGAAAAUAAUAGAGGUUUACUUCUACAAAGAUGUCCCUGAGAAGUACGCCGGCGUCUUGUAUGGUUUAGAGGUUCUUUUGAAUUUCCAUGACAUGUAGUUUUUUAUUCCAGUAAAAUUGUACAAUCUUUUAACUUAAUAUCAAUAUUAGUUCAUAUUCUAUUUAA
Molecule: messenger RNA, 1327 nt
Organism: Cornus florida
Lineage: Eukaryota; Viridiplantae; Streptophyta; Magnoliopsida; Cornales; Cornaceae
Product: probable CCR4-associated factor 1 homolog 11
Exons: 1
Coding region: 403-1260 (285 amino acids)
Cellular component (GO): CCR4-NOT complex; CCR4-NOT core complex; P-body
Molecular function (GO): poly(A)-specific ribonuclease activity; nucleic acid binding
Source: RefSeq, a predicted model, not a curated record